Messenger RNA from Thrips palmi, 863 nucleotides. RefSeq names its product NPC intracellular cholesterol transporter 2 homolog a-like. Gene Ontology annotation, molecular function: sterol binding. The record is from RefSeq and is a predicted model, not a curated record. The coding region runs from base 256 to 720 and encodes 154 amino acids. Lineage: Eukaryota; Metazoa; Arthropoda; Insecta; Thysanoptera; Thripidae. Gene Ontology annotation, biological process: intracellular cholesterol transport. The transcript has 4 exons.
UGGAGGGGGGGAGUGGGGGUGCGUGUUGUAUAAUGACAGCCGCUCGUCAUCUCCCUCUAGUGGCCACCACGCCAGCCUGCCGCCAGCAGUAGCGUCCGCAGUCCAGUCCGCGCGCUCUUGUUGUGGUCAGUGAUACAGUGAUACGCCACUUCGCCAGCGGGCAGCCAGGCAGCAGCAGCUAGAGCGAGCGGCCGGCGCGGCAGACUGCAGCAGAGCGGUUCAGCUCCCCGUCCGACUACGUCCGACGACACCAACAUGGCCAAGCUCCUGGUGCUGGUGCCCGCCCUCUUGGCCCUGGCGGCGGUCGUCCCCGCGGCGUGGGCGGCGGACAUCGAGGACUGCGCCGAAGCGGAGGACCUGGGCAAGUUCAUCGAGGCCAAGGUGUCCGGGUGCACGGAGGACGACACCAAAUGCCCGUUGAUGAGGGGCAACAACGUCACCAUCACCAUCAAGUUCAAGUCCAACAAGGAAAUCAAGGCGGUGCAACAGGUGGUGCACGGCGUGUUAGCUGGAGUGCCGGUGCCCUUCCCCCUCGAGAGCCCCGACGCCUGCCAGAACACCGGCUUGACGUGUCCACUGGUUGUGGGCGACCACACCUACAACUACGGCCUCUUCAUCAAGCCCGUGUAUCCCAAGGUAUCCGUGAAGGUCAAGUGGGAGCUGCUAAACGAGGAUAAGAAGCAGAUAGUUUGCUUGUUGAUCCCUGCUAUUUUGAAAUAGACCCAGCACAUCAGUAACUUUCUAUCCAUUUUAAUUAUUUUUUUUAAUACAAACAAUUAUACUUUGUCCACUUAAUUAGGAAAUUAUAAUGGUCCUGUUUGCACAAAUAAAUGAACAAAAAAAAAAAAAACAGCUCAAUUUAA